Saccostrea cuccullata (small rock oyster) is the source of this 801-nucleotide messenger RNA. RefSeq lists its product as uncharacterized. NCBI's taxonomy places the organism in Eukaryota, Metazoa, Mollusca, Bivalvia, Ostreida, Ostreidae. The transcript has a single exon. Bases 1 to 801 code for a protein of 266 amino acids. The record is from RefSeq and is a predicted model, not a curated record.
AUGACGGUGCCUGGAGCUCAAUGUGUACGUCAUAUCUCUAUUGUGACGUCAGACAGGAUAUGGGUUCACAACGACCGUGACCAGCUAUUACAAAUAGACAAAAAUGGAAAGAUAUUACAUAAUAUUCCUAAAUUCUUCACAAUGAGUGGAUUUCAUCACACAACAGAGGAAGGAGACCUGUUAUUUGUUGAACAAAGUGAAUACACAGUAAAACGGAUUGCAAAAGACGGGGAAAUUACCACACUUUUUACGACAGAAUGGAAGCCAUAUUGUAUUCACUACUCUCGGAUAAAUGGGGAAAUACUUCUAGUUCAAUAUACAAGCAUAACAAAAGGGAAGUUUCUCAGUAAGGUCACGAGACACGACAGUACCGGCUGGACACAGGUCAUAGAGGAGGACAGGAAUGGACGGCGGGUGUAUGAAAACGUACCCCAAUACAUCACAGAGAACAGGAACGGGGACAUCUGGACGUCGUCAAGCUGGGGUCAAGUUGUAGUCGUGGACAGCUCAGGCCAGCAUCGGUUUAACUACACAGGUCAAAAGUUCCAGUCUCAUUUUAAGCCCAGUGGUAUCUGCACAGAUAGUUUUGGACAUGCAUUGGUGUGCAACUGUUGGUCUAAAGAUGCAAGUAUUCAUCUUCUUAAUGAAGAUGGUGGAUUCUUACGUCUGUUGAUGACGUCAGACGAUGGAUUUCGUCGUCCCUGUGCUCUGUGUUUGGAUGACAAACACAACCUCUUUCUUGGUCAGGAGACCAGUAAUAUUAUCACUGUGUACAAGUAUCUAAAGGUCACAAAAGAUUGA